CACAGCAUAACUGCACCGGGUGGAACACAAGAAGGAUGAAGAUAGUUGCUCGUGCUUUCCGCGGGGAAUUCUCCGGAAGGCCGGUUAAAACACUGUGACUUCAGGCUUACAAGUGCCAGUACCUUCCCAAUGGUCCGAAUCCCAGGUCACUGAUUCCAGCUUGAACAACAUGCAAGAAGUCCUGGAUUUCUUCUGAACGGGAGAUUUACUUGGAAAGGGAAGACGAAAAAUGGCAUCUAUGCUGACCGACGUCAUCAGGGAGGUCACUGGCACCACGGACCCCAGGGUCGCCACCUGGCCCCUGAUGGGAACCCCAGUGCAUAUGGCUUGUCUACUGAUCGCCUACGUCUAUUUCUGCAAGAUAUUCGGACCUCGUUUCUUCAAAGAGCGUGACCCUCUGGCCAUCACUUGGCUCGUCCGGCUACACAACGUCAGCUUGAUCACCUUCAAUAUCCUCAUCGUGUACUCGUACAGCACCUUAGCUCUUUUCACUGGUAACUUCAACUGGCUCUGCCUGACGUCAAUCUACUCACAGGUCUCCAUUCUGAAUCUCUGCUGGUGGUAUCUUGUCGUCAAGAUACUGGACCUCCUGGACACCGUCUUUUUCGUGGUGACAAAGAAGCAAGACCAUGUGACCACCUUGCACGUCUUUCAUCACGUUAGCGUUGUCAUUACAGUAUGGCUGGAUAUUAAGUAUGGCGUCCUGGGACAGAACAUAGCGAGCAUUGUGCUCAAUUCUUUAGUACAUGUGAUCAUGUACUCGUACUAUUUCCUAACAACAUUGGGACCAAAGGUGCGUCGGUUCCUGUGGUGGAAGAAAUACCUGACGGCGCUUCAGAUCGUGCAGCUGGUUACCAUAUCGGUUCAUCAAAGCCUGCCUUUGUUCAUGGACUGUGGCUUGCGGCCGAAAUGGCUGACGAUAUUAGCAGAGGGCGAGUUGGUCAUCGUAACUCUCAUGUUCUUCCAGUUCUACUGCAGAACCUAUAAUAGCAAACGACAACAGCUAGAACCUAUGGCAGACGAUCACAAGAAGACGGGAUGAUUUUUUUCUUGUUUCCCUCUUAUUUGUAGUCUUAGUGUAAGCCCAAUCGCCCUUUACUUGCGGAUGUUCUGUUUUGAAGGGCAUCAGACCACGUUGUUCGUAAGGACACUACAGCCUUGUUAUCCGCAAGAGAGUUGAUAAAACGUGCUGAUGAACACAAAGCUCUUGUGUGGGUGUUUCUGGAGCAGCAUUCAUUCUUUCUACAGGGAGCGAAACACAACAAGAGUACAUGUCAUGUGACUGGAGUACCGC
This is a messenger RNA of Ornithodoros turicata, 1294 nucleotides long. RefSeq names its product very long chain fatty acid elongase AAEL008004-like. Gene Ontology annotation, molecular function: fatty acid elongase activity. Gene Ontology annotation, biological process: very long-chain fatty acid biosynthetic process; sphingolipid biosynthetic process; fatty acid elongation, saturated fatty acid. The transcript has a single exon. NCBI's taxonomy places the organism in Eukaryota, Metazoa, Arthropoda, Arachnida, Ixodida, Argasidae. Gene Ontology annotation, cellular component: endoplasmic reticulum membrane. The record is from RefSeq and is a predicted model, not a curated record. The coding region runs from base 230 to 1042 and encodes 270 amino acids.